AUGGAGAACUCUCGGGUACGCAUAUCCGAUCUGCCGCCUCAACUCUGGCCACUCAUUGGAAAACGCCUUGAUAAUUACAUCGACAUUGUCCGACUUCCCAGUGUAUGUCGAUCUUGGCGUUCUUCCCUUCCUCCAUUGAACGCCAUUUCUCUUCUUUCAUCUGAUCUCCUUGUUUCUCACCCCUUCGGUCAUCGAAUUGAAGCCGCUUUAGUUAUCCGAAGGAUAAUCUGUGCUAAAUCAUAUAUUCUUAGAUCCACUAUUGGAGGUAUUCUUCCCAUAAAUAAGGUUGUAAUUUUCCCUGAUUCUGCUUGGAUCGAUGUGAAGAAGACCUCCAUUAUUGUAGCAGUUAACAUAGAUGGAAAAUUAGGGUAUACUAAAUAUGGGGAUUACAAAUGGACGCUGAUUGGUAGCCCUAAUAUUCAAUUCGCUGAUCUAAUUAAACAUUUGAUCGAGUGUGGGGGAGAAAUUUAUGUGGUGGAUCGGUUUUUGGAGCAGAAGAAGGAUUCGGAGUUAUUGACUUCUUGCUUUAAUGAACCGAUGGCAACAGUGGUUGAUUUCAAAGUGCAUAGGCUGGAUCAAGAGAUCAUGGGAAGAUCAAGAUGGGUGGAGGUUAAGAAUUUGGGGAAUCGUGCGUUCGUUGUAGGGCACAAUUGUUUCUUGGUUUUAGCUGCUGAUUUUGAAGGAUUUAAAGAGAAUUACAUAUAUUUUUCCGAUGAACUACAAUCUGAUUUCGGCUAUGGCUUUAGUACUCAUGUACUCGAUCUUGAGGAAAGGACAAUUGUGAAAGCUUCUCCACAAAUUUUCAAGGCACCGCCGAUUUGUCUUCGUUGUUAG
Messenger RNA from Cucumis melo (muskmelon), 834 nucleotides. RefSeq names its product putative F-box protein At1g65770. The coding region runs from base 1 to 834 and encodes 277 amino acids. NCBI's taxonomy places the organism in Eukaryota, Viridiplantae, Streptophyta, Magnoliopsida, Cucurbitales, Cucurbitaceae. The record is from RefSeq and is a predicted model, not a curated record. Gene Ontology annotation, molecular function: protein binding. The transcript is spliced from 3 exons.